AUGGCGGAGGCGGAGGUGCGGCUGCGGGCGGCGGCGCGGCGCGGCUGGCGCGCGGCGCUGGCGCGGCGCCUGCCCGUGCUGGGCUGGGCGCGGCGCUACGGGCGCGCGGACGCUGCGGCCGACGCUGUGGCGGGCCUCACGCUGGGCCUCACGCUGGUGCCGCAGAGCAUCGCCUACGCCUCGCUGGCCAACCUGCCGGUGCAGUACGGCCUGUACUCCGCGUUCGUGGGCACGAUGCUGUACGUGGUGCUGGGCUCGGUGAAGGAGGUGUCCAUCGGCCCCACCAGCCUCAUGGCGCUGAUGACGCUGCACACGUGCCGCGGGCUGCCCGUCGACUUCGUGGUGCUGCUCACCUUCCUGGCCGGCUGCCUCGUGCUGCUCAUGGGACUGCUGCGCCUGGGUUUCCUGGUGGAGCUGAUGUCGCCGUCGGUGACGCGGGGGUUCACGGCGGCCACGGCGCUGAUCAUCGUGGUGUCGCAGCUGAAGGGGCUGCUGGGCCUGAGCUUCGUGGCGGAGUCGCCGCUCGACAACGCGCGCCUCAUCGCGGCGCGCUGGCGCCACGUGCGCCCGGCCGACUGCGCGCUGGGCGCCGCGUGCUGCGCCACGCUGCUGGCGCUGCGGAAACUGAAGGACAUACCCCUCAGCGCCAAGCGGCAAAGGCUGAAGAAGCUGCUGUGGCUGGUGUCCAUCGCGCGCAACGCGCUGGUGGUGCUGGCCGCGUCCGCCGUGGCUUUCUGCACACACGACGCCGACGCUCCGCUGUUCAAGCUCUCUGGUAAAGUGGAGUCCGGGCUGCCCAAGUUCGGCCUCCCGCCGUUCAGCACCACGCUUGGCAACCAGACUGUGGGAUUCGUUGAGAUGGUGGAGCGACUCGGCUCGGGGCUGGCCGUACUGCCCUUCGUCAUGGUACUCGCUAACAUCGCUAUCGCCAAGGCGUUCAGCGUGGGCGGGCGCGUGGACGCCACGCAGGAGAUGGUGACGCUGGGCGUGUGCAACAUCGUGGGCGCCUUCGUGCGCGCGAUGCCCACGUGCGGCGCCUUCACGCGCUCCGCCGUGUCGCACUCGUCCGGCGUGCGCACGCCCGCUGCGGGGCUGUAUUCCGGUAUAAUCACCUUGCUGGCCCUCAAUUACCUCACACAGUACUUCUACUUCAUACCCAAGGCGUGUCUUUCGUCUGUGCUCAUCUGUGCGGUUAUAUUCAUGAUGGACCCUCGCGGGCUGCUGGCGCUGUGGCGCGCGAGCCGGCGCGAGGCGGGCGUGGCGCUGCUGACGCUGGGCGCGGGCGCGGCGCUGGGCGUGGAGGCGGCCGUGCUGGGCGGCGCGCUGGCCAGCCUGGCCGCGCUGCUGCGAGACCUGCUGCGCCCGCCGCGCCUGCUGCUGGCCGCCGACAAGGCCGGCGGGCCGGGCGUGCUGCGCGUGCGCGUGCGGCGCGCGCUGGUGUACCUGAACGCGGAGCGCGCGGCGGCCGACGUGCGCGCGGCGCUGGCGGCGCGCGCGCUGCACCGCGCCGUGCUGCUGGACUGCGGCUCGCUGGCGCUGCUGGACCACAGCGCCGCGCAGGUGCUGAGCCGUCUUAUGGAGGAAUUAGAAGAGCGAGGGCACCACUUGGUGUUCUACAACGUGUGCCCGGAGGCGCUCGAGGCCCUGCGCCGCAUCCCGCGGCUCGACACGCGCGCGCUCGGCGCCCGCUCGCUCGCCGACGCGCUGGCGCUCGCGGCCCAGCCCCCCCCGCCGCCCGCCGCGCCCGCCGCGCCCGAGACGCUGCCGCUGCUGGGCGAGUGCCGCUCCGCCGCGGCGGAGGUGUGAGGGCGGCCAUCGACACUAAUCUAUUUAUUUGCUACAAUGAAAACCGCAUGGCGCCCGGAGAGUAAGGUAAAAGUAUAGGACUGGGACUCGAGUGAUGGAUUAGAUAGUAUAGUUUUAUAUGUUCAUUCUAUUCUAUAUUAAAACAAAGUAAGACGGGAUUACAAUAAGAAGUGAAGAUGUCCUUGUGAUUGUAUUCGUAAAACCAAAGAGUUGUUAUUGAUACAGAUACGAACCGACGCACGUCCAAAUAAUGAGUAUGCUACGAAACCAUGGUCUUUUGACUUGACAGUAUCGUGACGUCAUUCUCCAGAGUUGCACGUAACGACGCGCUGCGCCACUGCGAAAGGCUCCUUAGCUAACUGAAGUUAGAAAAGCGAUCACCCGCUACUAACUUCAUUCUGUGACCUGAAGAUAUUGGACUAGUUUGAUUAUAUUAAAUCCUUAUACUUAUAUGAAAUUGGCGUUUCAUACAGUCGGUUUUUUAAAUUAUAAAAUAUUUAUUUUAUAAAAGUAUGUAUUUUCUAUUACAUUUACCAUUGCUAUUUAUGCACUUUUGUCAUCUCAUGGAUAGUUCGUGAAUCCCAUUUCCAAAAUCCCAUUCGGACGAGAAUCGUAUUCAAAUCUUUGAAGGCGCUUUGGACUACCCCAUCGGAGUUGAAUUGUUCCCCUUGCAUGGAGUUAUACAAAUUUCGUAAAAUAUGUUAAUCUGUCGGAGCAAGGUUAAGGGAAUAUGGUGGAUGUCUUAGACAUUCCAAUUGACUCGGUAGCCGCCUGUUGUGCGGUGUGUUAUAGUGGCCUCGAGCGACUGACCAGCCCCGGUUGUUUAGCAGCUUGCUAUUCCAUCAUGGCUUGCAGUGGCUGACCAUAGACGUCCGCCGUAAUCGUCUGACCGGAUUUAAGGAAGUUGUAGUAAACGACACCACCAAAAUUACUUGUGAGCAGACUAGUGCCAAACACGCACAAGUAAUUUUUUAGUCAAUUUUCGCUUUGGGCAGGAUUUGGCAGGUUUGCCAGGGAUCAGCCAUUGCAGUAUGCGUUUCAGAUUAUCGUACAGGAUCCAACACAGCUUCGGCCCAAGCUUGCCCGAUAGUACAGUAAACCAUUAGUGCUAUGGUCUACGAUAUUUGUUUGUUUUUUGUAUUAUGUGCAAUAUUUGGGUAAUUUAGACAAAUAUUUAAUUAAAAUGAAAUGUUAAAUAUUGUUAUU
This is a messenger RNA of Pararge aegeria (speckled wood butterfly), 3012 nucleotides long. RefSeq names its product sodium-independent sulfate anion transporter-like. The transcript has 10 exons. Gene Ontology annotation, molecular function: sulfate transmembrane transporter activity. Gene Ontology annotation, biological process: transmembrane transport. The coding region runs from base 1 to 1806 and encodes 601 amino acids. Lineage: Eukaryota; Metazoa; Arthropoda; Insecta; Lepidoptera; Nymphalidae. Gene Ontology annotation, cellular component: membrane. The record is from RefSeq and is a predicted model, not a curated record.